GUCAUGUCUUAAAACAACAAAACAAAAGUGGCCGAAACGUUGUCUGGUUAAAAGAGAAAGGGCCAAGAAACUAAACUUGUUUCAAAUAAAAUAUAUACCCAGCUCUUAUUUAAUAUCAUCGCAAAUUUGAGAUGUAUUUUGAUUUAUCAGAUAGCCAUAGAAAGGAGGUGUUUGUGAAAAUAGAAUCACUCAAGAAUUCUGGUGUUUUUUCUGAUGUAAAACUUCUUGUUGGAAACAGAGAAAUAACUGCUCAUAAACUACUUCUCGCAUCAUCAGUCCCCUAUUUUUAUUCCAUGUUUUCACAUGACUUAAUAGAACGUAAACAAGACGUUAUUAAAAUAAAGGACAUGGAUCCUGAAGCAGUAGAAACUAUAAUAAAUUUUGUAUAUACUUCAAAGAUAAUCGUGAAUCAAAAGAAUGUACAAAGUCUUUUACAUGUAGCCACUAUCCUUCAGGUUAAAUUGAUUCAAGACAAGUGUUGUGAGUUUCUUGAAAAACAGUUGGAUCCCGCAAACUGUUUAGGCAUAUAUGCAUUUUCGGAGAGUCAUGGUUGCUUGAAUCUCAAGGAAAAAUCAAAAUAUUAUUGCAAUCGCCACUUUUGUGAAGUUGUAAAAGAAGAGGAAUUUCUAUGUUUACCUUUUGAAAGAGUGAGAUGGUUCCUAGAUCAAAAUGAUCUGUGCGUGCGAUCAGAGAGUGAGGUGUUCAAUGCUGCUAUUUCAUGGAUUCAACAUAAUUUUACUGAAAGAAGAGAUAAAAUACCGCAGUUGUUACCACAUGUCAGGUUGCAGUUAUUAUCUCAGACAUUUCUUACAUCACAAUUAAAAAGCAACCAUGUUAUUUCUAAUGAUUUACUCUCAAUAAAAUUAUUAUCUGCAGCUUUAAAGGAUGUUCAAGAAGGUUGUGUAUCCGUUAAAAAACGCAUGCCGGCUGGAAACACUGUUAUAUUUUGUAUGGGCGGAUACAACAAAAAAUCAUUUGCUUCACAUGAAUAUUUGAACCCUGAAACAAGGGACUGGAUUAGAUUAGGAACGAUGCCAAAGCCAAAAAGUGGAGCUGGUGCAGUGUUUGUGGGUGGUUUGCUGUAUCUUGUUGGUGGCAGAACAAACUCCUCUUGUGAGAAAUUAGAUUCGAUCACAUCUGUAGAAACAUACGACCCGUUUUCCAACAAAUGGAGCAAUAUAGCUAAAUUGAGUGCAACACGACACCGUUUGGGCGUCACUGCCUUAGAUGGCGUUAUAUAUGCAGUGGGCGGGAGCGAUGGAACUGUAUGCUUAAAUACAGUGGAGAAGUAUGAUGCAGAAAAUGAUAUUUGGAAUCCAGUGGCUUCCAUGAGCGCUCGUCGAAUGGGAGUAGGCGUGGCAGUUUUGGAGGGCUUGUUGUAUGCUGUGGGAGGCUUUGACUCUGAAAACAGACUUCGCACUGCAGAAUGUUAUUGUCCUGUCACAGAUAAAUGGAAGAAUAUCGCACCCAUGAAUACAACAAGAAGCGGUGCAGGUGUGGUUGCGUUAAACGGUCACGUGUACGCACUAGGAGGAUACAACGGCGUGGCACAAUUAAACAGCGUUGAACGAUAUUGUCCUUUGGAAGACAAGUGGACCAUGAUCACACCUAUGAACGAACAUCGAAGCGCACUAAGCGUUGCCAUAGUUUCCAACAAAAUUUAUGCCCUGGGUGGGUAUAACGGUGAAAGGUUUCUAGACAGUGUGGAGGUGUACGAACCAGAAAUUGGUGAAUGGCAGGUGAUCGAUUCAAUGCCGGAAGCUAGAAGCGGGGCUGGUGUUGCCGUGGGUGUGAUGCCUGUUAUAUAGUGUACAUAACCCAGUGCUGGUUUAAAAUGGGCAUGUGUGACCAGGAUAACAUGCCUUUUCCUUGCAUAUAUGCUGAGGAAUCAUACUAUGUGGUUUCUUAAAACUUUGUAACAUAACCUUUGAGGUUCUUGUUGGAAUAUAGAAUAAGGUAAAAAAAAUACGAGGUCAUUGUUAAACUUUGGAGGAAAGAAAUACAGAAAAACAAUAGAAAAACGGUUGAUCUGAACAUAUGGAGUCCAUCAUCUGAAGCAGUUUAUUAGUCCUUCUGACAGGUUCUCUUUCUUUUGGGAGAUCGUGUUCCUUCGUAAAUCCUUGUCGACCACUUUGUUUCCAUUGCUUUUGUUUUAUACCCUUUUUCUGGUGCUGUUUGAAGUAUUUCUCUUAAUAAAAUUUCUGGCGUACUUUAAGAAUUUUUUGUGUUUAUUUAUUGCUGUAUGUAUGAUACGUAUUUUUAUAAGUCAGUAUUUUUAUUGCAUUUUCCAUUAGUAAUAA
Molecule: messenger RNA, 2300 nt
Organism: Hydractinia symbiolongicarpus
Lineage: Eukaryota; Metazoa; Cnidaria; Hydrozoa; Anthoathecata; Hydractiniidae
Product: kelch-like ECH-associated protein 1
Exons: 6
Coding region: 132-1808 (558 amino acids)
Molecular function (GO): protein binding
Source: RefSeq, a predicted model, not a curated record